UUCCCAGUCCCGUUCCCGCCAUGGCCACCGCGCGGGCACCGGCGGCGCGAGGCGGGGCCCGGCCCCCCGAGCCCCCCAAGCCCAAGCCUGCAGAGGAGAGUGAUGCACCCCCAGCCAAGCGAGCGCCCAUCUUCUAUGGGAGCCUGGAGGAGAAGGAGCGGGAGCGCCUGGCCAAGGGCGAGUCAGGGCUGCUGGGCAAGGAGGGCAUGAAGGCUGCCAUGGAGGCUGGCAACAUCAACAUCAGCAGUGGGGAGGUGUUUGACCUCGAGGACCACAUGAGCGAGCGCCAGGCCGAGGUGCUGGCYGAGUUUGAGCGCCGCAAGCGCGCCCGGCAGAUCAACGUCUCCACCGAUGACUCCGAGGUCAAGGCCUGCCUGAGGGCCCUGGGGGAGCCCAUCACGCUCUUCGGAGAGGGGCCUGCGGAGCGCAGGGAGAGGUUAAGGAACAUCCUCUCAGUGGUCGGCACAGAUGCAUUAAAAAAGACCAGGAAAGAUGAUGACAGGUCAAAAAAGUCCAAGGAAGAGUAUCAGCAAACCUGGUACCACGAGGGCCCUCGCAGUCUGAAAACAGCCAGGCUGUGGCUGGCCAACUACUCCCUCCCCAGGGCAGCGAAGCGGCUGGARGAGGCUCGGCUGCUCAAGGAAAUUCCUGAGGCCACCAGGACAUCCCAGAGGCAGGAGCUGCACAAAUCCCUGCGGUCCUUGAAUAACUUCUGCAGUCAGAUCGGGGAUGACCGCCCGCUGUCCUACUGCCACUUCAGCCCCAACUCCAAACUCCUUGCCACAGCCUGCUGGAGUGGGCUGUGCAAACUCUGGUCUGUGCCUGACUGCAACCUGGUUCACACCUUACGAGGACACAGUACCAACGUGGGGGCAAUUGUGUUYCACCCCAAGGCCACCGUGUCCCUGGACAAGAAGGACGUCAGCCUGGCCUCGUGCGCAGCYGACGGCUCUGUCAAACUCUGGAACCUGGAAAGUGAUGAACCGGUGGCAGACAUCGAAGGACACAGCAUGAGAGUGGCCCGUGUGAUGUGGCACCCGUCUGGGAGGUUCCUGGGCACCACCUGCUACGAUCACUCGUGGCGCCUGUGGGACCUGGAGGCACAGGAGGAGAUCCUGCACCAGGAGGGGCACAGCAARGGUGUCUAUGACAUCGCCUUCCACACCGACGGCUCCCUGGCUGGCACGGGAGGUCUGGAUGCCUUUGGCCGGGUGUGGGACCUGCGCACAGGACGCUGUAUCAUGUUCCUGGAGGGGCAUCUGAAGGAGAUCUACGGCAUCAACUUCUCCCCAAACGGGUACCACGUGGCCACGGGCAGUGGGGACAACACCUGCAAGGUGUGGGACCUGCGGCAGAGGAAGUGCAUCUACACCAUCCCUGCCCACCAGAACCUGGUCACUGGCGUCCGCUUCGAACCCAACCACGGGAAUUUCCUGCUGACGGGUGCCUACGACAACACAGCCAAGAUCUGGACCCACCCCGGCUGGUCCCCGCUCAAGACACUGGCGGGCCACGAGGGGAAGGUGAUGGGCCUGGACAUCUCCCUGGAUGGGCAGCUCAUUGCCACCUGCUCCUAUGACAGAACCUUCAAGCUCUGGACAGCCGAGUAG
Molecule: messenger RNA, 1610 nt
Organism: Malurus melanocephalus (red-backed fairy wren)
Lineage: Eukaryota; Metazoa; Chordata; Aves; Passeriformes; Maluridae
Gene: PRPF4
Product: pre-mRNA processing factor 4
Exons: 14
Coding region: 21-1610 (529 amino acids)
Biological process (GO): mRNA splicing, via spliceosome
Cellular component (GO): U4/U6 x U5 tri-snRNP complex
Molecular function (GO): U4 snRNA binding; U6 snRNA binding; protein binding
Source: RefSeq, a predicted model, not a curated record